AUGUACCGGCUAAAGAGUAUCGCUCUUUCCUCGUUGAUCCUGCUCCAAGUGUCGCUUGUUAAAAGCCAGAGUGUGACCUCAGCGGCCGCACCUUCAAUCUCCCCUUCAUCAACUUCCAGUAGAGAACCAAUCACUCGGACGGUAGCUGUCUCGAGGGGCGAUCAUACCUUCGAACCAGAUGUGACUCUGGCGGAAGUUGGCGACUAUGUCGAGUUCCAAUUCUAUCCAACAAACCACAGUAUUGUGCGCGCUGCGUACAAAUAUCCCUGUAUACCUUUCGAGCUUGUAGAGACAGACAAGGUCGGAUUCUUUUCGGGUUUCCACCCAGUCGACGCCAUUCUCGAAAACCCUCCUACGUGGACCGUCAGAAUCAACGAUACUGCUCCCAUAUUCUUCUAUUGCUCUGCUCCCGGAUCGUGCAUCAAUUAUGGCAUGGUCGGAGUGAUCAAUCCCAAUGCUACGACCAGCUUGGAGGUCCACCGGGAAGCUGCUGAGGAGUCGUCUUUCAUGUUGCAGCCAGGCCAGAACUUCCCUGAUGAAUCUGUUCCUCCAGACGCUACAGGUACUAGCUCUUCGUCCUCUAGCGCAUCACCGACUGCUUCUCCCACGGCUGCGCCAGCAUCCACCACGACUGCAGCUGCCGCCGCGGCCACGCCUCACUCUGGUCUCAGUCCUGGAGCUAUAGCAGGCAUUGCAAUCGGUGCUGCUGCUGUCCUUCUCAUGGCAGCGGUCUUAGUCUACCUUUGUGGACGCAAUCGGGCCCUGUCAGACAUCAUCCGGCCAAAACAUUAUUCAACGCAAUCUGCCGACUUCGACAGCAAUGGUGUGCAAUAUGUCCAAACGGUCCCCAAACACAUGUCUGGCAUGACCAUGGUGUCGGCAAGACCCGAGAACACUCGCUAUAUGCAGCAUUCUGCAGCAUUGCCAGGAUAUGUAGGACCACAUGAUGGCGUGCACUCACCUCCGAGAACCAACUAUGCGCCCUCAGAUGCUUUAAGUCCUGCAAGCCCUGUCAUCCGAAGUGCGUCUCCAGGUUCAAUGGUCGUGCCAGCCUACACACAGUCACCUCCGUUACCAUCUCAGACGCCUGUCGAGCAUACUGCGGACGGUCCUCACGAGAUGGAUGGGCGUGGGCUACGAAGAAACAGCAUGCACAAGGGAGGGGUUGAACGGUACAGCUGA
Messenger RNA from Endocarpon pusillum Z07020, 1182 nucleotides. RefSeq lists its product as uncharacterized. The transcript is spliced from 5 exons. The record is from RefSeq and is a predicted model, not a curated record. Lineage: Eukaryota; Fungi; Ascomycota; Eurotiomycetes; Verrucariales; Verrucariaceae. The coding region runs from base 1 to 1182 and encodes 393 amino acids.